AUGAAUUCGUUAUUGUUUCCUUCGACUCGCCCCCCUUCCACACGCCCUCGUCGCCCGCAAUCUGGCGCCUGUGAGCGGUUCUCCCUGGUGGACAUUCUAACCGCGACGAACCACUGGGCACCGCAGUUGCUGGUGGGCGACGGGUACCGCGUCCUGUUCAAGGGCGUGGACCCGCGCGACGGCGUCACCCCGUGGCUCUUGAAGCGCUGCCGCACGCGGGAGUUUGAAGAAUUUUAUGCAGAGGUGAGGGGGGCCGUGCGGGGGAAGGGAAGGGGACGAAAGAGUGUGGUGUUGGAGAGCGGAGAGAGGAGGGAUGAUGGGGAGGGAAGGAGAGUGAAGCAGACAUGUGGGAAGCAGGUGGCGGAGAUGGGCAACAACAACCACCCCAACCUGGUGCGCCUGCUGGGGUACUGCGAUGAGCGCCACAGGCAGAGGCGGUGGGAGAAGGUGGUGGUGUAUGAAUACAUGACUGCUGGUAGCCUCCUCGACAAGUUUCAACCGGGUGGGUGA
This is a messenger RNA of Closterium sp. Naga37s-1, 510 nucleotides long. The record is from the annotation of a GenBank genome assembly. Lineage: Eukaryota; Viridiplantae; Streptophyta; Zygnematophyceae; Desmidiales; Closteriaceae.